Suillus clintonianus is the source of this 3523-nucleotide messenger RNA. RefSeq lists its product as uncharacterized. NCBI's taxonomy places the organism in Eukaryota, Fungi, Basidiomycota, Agaricomycetes, Boletales, Suillaceae. Gene Ontology annotation, biological process: transmembrane transport. Gene Ontology annotation, molecular function: transmembrane transporter activity. The transcript is spliced from 8 exons. The record is from RefSeq and is a predicted model, not a curated record. Bases 47 to 3190 code for a protein of 1047 amino acids.
AAUUGCAUUUUGCAAUUCUUAUUUCAAAAAAUCAUAUCAAAGUAUCAUGUCACCGACCCCUGGUGCGCGUACUCCCCGUCGCGUACAAUGGGCAACCACGGAGGACCUCCAUGAACCAGAUUCACACGCACUAGACGAGAUGGCACAAGACCCAAACGCGUUCGAAACACUCAAAGACGCACUAGAGCGCCACCGUUCUUACUCCUUAAAUUCUCCUUCCAAAGCAGACACACACACCUAUCCCCCAAGUACACCCACUUCAUCCGCGCCCACAUCCCCCACAUCUUCCACCCAAUUCCUCCCCUGCCGCACCCACGCCCUCCCAGGUGAAGUCUUCAUAGACCCCCUAGAAAGCGCAGGCCUCCCUCUCUCUUCAAGACAACAAAGCGGCGACUCUGAAAUCACAGCAGACGGCCACGUCGAACACCUCGCUGUACGCGAAGCAGCAGGCGUCGUCAGAGCCCACACAAAACGAUGGCGUAUCCCAGGUCGUCGUCACCGCUCCAGACCACGCUCACGAGCUCCAGACCCAGAAAAAGAGAACAGAGGCACAGACACAGACGACCCCGACGAGGUAGAGGAAUCCCCACAGCCGCGUCAACCCCCCAAGAAAUCAUGGUGGCAUUUCCACACUCCCCCAUCAGUCGCUCCUACACCCCACCACCCCCCACGUUACGCCCAAACCCACGCCCCUUACGACCCCGAAUCCCAUCCUCCCUUGCACCCUUCUCAGCCUAAACUGGGCUCUGGCGUGCUGGGCGCCCUCUUGGCCCUCUACGGCAACGAACACGACGACCACGCACAAAGCGGAGACGAAUCAGACCUCUCCAACCCCGACCUUCCAUGGCUUCCCCACCCCAAAUCCAAAUCCCAACAAAAACACAAACACAAAAAAUCAUACUCCCUAUCCCACGCACACUCCGCCUCCCUAGGCCACACCAUCCACUCCGCCUCAAGCAGCACCGCCUCCCUCCUCUCCUCCCUCAAACCCAAAGAGAAACCACCGUCGAGUAUGGCGGCGCUUAUCACAGGCGCUGGGACCCUUACGGGUGCUGCUGCUCCGAUGCAGUUGGGCUUGGCGCCUGAUUUGAAGAGGGGGUAUGGGCUUGUAAGGUAUCGGUAUGAGGAUGGCGAGGGGGCUCCGUCCGAAGUCGAUUUAGGCGAGGGAACCGUUACCGGGCCCGUCGAAGGAGAAGGAUCAAAGCGAACCCCUCCCCGUCUAAGCUUACGUCUCCCCCGUCGCUCCAAAAGCACCGAUUUCGAUUUCACAAAAGGGGUAGGCGGGACCGUCGAAGAAGACCACGAGGGUGAAGUCGCGUCUAAAGCCCCCGUCCGACCCCCCCGACUCGAAACUGAAAUAGAUCCGGAAGUGCAGGAAGAAGAAGAAUAUUUUUCUCCUCAAGAUACGCUCGUUCCACCACCUACCACAGCGACGACAGCGUCGACACCCACACCAACUUCCACCACUGAGUCAACCCCGCCGACAAAGUUGCCUACCGCUGAGCUCAAAAAGUCGAAGCGGUGGAAAGGAGUGUUGAGGGAUUUACCGCACCCGUUGCAUGGGGGGCAUUUCAAGGGGAUGGGGUUUUCGUUGAGUAUGCCUGGGACGCCUUUGCGCCAUCCUGUUAGUGCUAGUGGGGAGUCUACACCUGGGACUGGGACUGGGACGAGGGCGAGUAGCGUCGCUGGUUCGCCCGAUGAAAAGGAAAAGGAACUCGAUGGGAAAGAAAGAGCCGACAGUGAUUAUUUCGGUGCCAAGUGGUUAGAAGAGCAGAAGGAGAGGGAGAGGAGGGGGAGAAAGGAGAGGGAGAGGAGGGAGAAGGAGAAGAGGCGGAAGAGGAAGAGAGCGGAGGUUUAUAUCACCCAUCACGUAGCAGCGAUCCUCCAACGCCAAGAAUUCAUCCUCAAACUCGCACGCGCGAUGAUGAUGUUCGGAGGCCCCUCGCACAGGCUCGUCGCGCAGAUCCAAAGCACAGCGCGUGUUUUGGAGCUAGAGCUGAGCUGUAUGUAUCUGCCUGAUGUCAUGUGGAUCAGCUUCGAAGAUAACGCGACUGGGACGAGUAAUGUCAAGUUUAUAAGGCAGGGGAGUAAUUUGGAUUUGGGCAAGCUUGGAGAGGCGCAUGGGUUGUAUUGGGAUGUCAUCCACGACGUCAUUUCCGUAUCCUCAGCCAGCAGUGCCCUCGACACCCUAAUGCGCAAAAAGCCGAUCUACUCCUUCCCCCAGCUCAUCUUCCUUGGGGGGAUGUGCAGCAGCAGCAUCUGCAGCGUCUCAUUCAACGGAUCCUUCAUCGACUGUCUCGUCUCCUUCCCCCUCGGUGCGCUCCUCGUGACCAUCCAGCUCCUCAGCGUGCGCAACGAGCUGUAUGGGAACGUGUUUGAGAUCACGGUCGCGACGCUGCUGAGCUUUUUGAGCGCUGCGCUUGCUAGUACGAAGAGGGUUUGUUAUGAGGCUGUUGCUAGUAGUAGUGUGGUGCUUAUUUUACCUGGCUUCAUAGUCCUAAACGGCUCCCUCGAAAUCUCCUCCCGCUCCCUAAUAGCAGGUUCCGUGCGCCUCUGCUACGCCCUCAUGUACAGCCUCUUCCUCGGCUUCGGCCUAGCGAUCGGUGCAGAGCUCUAUCAGACGAUGCUGGGGAAAGCCCUAGUAGGCGGCACUGAUUUCAUGUGCACGGCGAGCCACGACCCGGAGGGCGGGUGGUGGCAGCGCACGCCGAGUUUGUGGUGGGCUUUUUUGAGUGUGCCGUUGUAUAGCUUGUUUUUGAGUUUGAGGUUUGGGGCUGUUGUUGGGAGGAGGGAGUUGCUUCUCCUAGUCGCCAUCUCAUGUAUCGGAUGGGUGACGAACCAUUUCGUAAGCACCAAAUUCCCGAACCAGAGCGAUAUAUCGGCUGCUGUUGGGGCGUUUGCUGUGGGGUUCGUGUCGAAUCUCUAUGGGAGGUUUUUUGAGGGCAACGCGUUUGUCGUCAUGAUCACAGGCAUCCUCUUCCAACUCCCCUCAGGCCUAGGCAACGGCGGACUCUUCAACUUUGUCGUCGACCAAACCUCGGGCUCUAGUUCCUCCUACCUAAGCGGGUUCAAGACGGCGCUGCAGUUGAUCAGCACGAGUAUUGGGUUGACUGUGGGUCUUGGAAUUAGUUUGGUACUUGUGCAUCCGAUUCAGAGUAGGAGGAGGGCUGCGGGGGUGUUUAGUUUGUAGGGGGUGUUGGUGUUGGCGUUGAUAUGCGUUCUUUUGCUUUGCUUUCGUGCAUUUUGUUGCAUCGUUUUUUGCUAAAUCUGCAUGUCGCAUUUAAUAGAUGCAUAGAUAGAUCAACCAUCCAUGCUUUCCUCGACUUUUAGUUGGCGUUUAAUUUCCUUUUAUAAUAGAUGCUCGUCUAACUACUCACAUGGACUCGCAUUUGCUUUCCUAUGGACAUCGUCUUCAUUUUCAUACACUCAUUUAUGAUUUGGCUGCGCACAUUCGUUUUCAUUUUGGUAGUUGCUUGGACUCCACAUCAUGUACUAUAUACAUCGCAAUUCGUUGGUUCGCGUA